AUGCGUUUAGUGGCGUGGGGUGUUAUAAGCAUAGCGGGUAUAUUGGUGGAGACGGUUAUAGUGGUGGAGACGGUUAUAGUGGUGGAGACGGUUAUAGUGGUGGAGACGGGUAUAGUGGUGGAGACGGGUAUAGUGGUGGAGACGGGUAUAGUGGUGGAGACGGUUAUAGUGGUGGAGACGGUUAUAGUGGUGGAGACGGGUAUAGUGGUGGAGACGGGUAUAGUGGGUGGUUUACGUUAUAGUAGCGGUCAAUAUACAUUUUAA
Gregarina niphandrodes is the source of this 264-nucleotide messenger RNA. RefSeq names its product putative transmembrane protein. The transcript has a single exon. The coding region runs from base 1 to 264 and encodes 87 amino acids. The record is from RefSeq and is a predicted model, not a curated record. NCBI's taxonomy places the organism in Eukaryota, Apicomplexa, Conoidasida, Eugregarinorida, Gregarinidae.